AGAGAGCUGUUAUAUUUGUGCCUGCUACAGUUGGAAAUAACAGUUCAGAAGCUGAAAAGGGUUGAAUGGAUUUACAGAAGGUUAUUUUUUGCAAGUAAAUUCAUGGCAACACAUUAAUUUGAUUAGUAAAUGCUUUAGAAUUACUUUACACUCAAGCGAUUCAAAAGAUGUUAAAGUUAUCACCAGGCUGCUGGACAAAUAUGUGUUACACCACCAAGGUACAGAUCAAGACAAAUCUGUGACUCAGGAUUUUAUCUUGGGAAGAGCGCAAGGUGUACGAAGAACUCAGAAUAACGAGGGAAGAUAACUCUGGGAACUACAAUGUGUCAGAAGAACAUCUCUUGCUAAUACAGCUCCCCACCAAAGACCUGGUUAUCUAAGGUUUAUAUAGGAAUGCCUAGGUCAGCUGACAAAAUACUGGUCUUCUGCUCCAUAAAUGCAGAAAAAACGAUAACAACAGUGGAAAAUUGGAAGUCUGAAUUUCAGCUUUCUUAGAAAUAACUGCAACCUGACACAUUCCAUAAUAUUUAAACAGGGUGGGGGGAGAGGAAUCACCAAAGAUGUUACGAUGUUAUGUUUAGAGAUGACAUUGACAUGAAAAAUAGGUAAAUUUUGUUUUUCAACUACUGGGAAAGCAGACCUCAUAGGAACUCAGAACAAGUAGGAGCAAAGUUGUCGGUUUUUUUUUUCCUUGUUCUUUUUCUUUUCAAAGAUGAACCUAACUGCGCUCAAAACUUUCGUGGGCUUGCUCUGGAAUUGCUGGGUUCUGGUGGGUCACGCACAGGGAGGUUUAGGAGACAAUCAUGUCCAUUCAAGUUUUAUUUACAGGAGGCUGCGGAACCAUGAGAGAAGGGAGAUUCAGAGAGAGAUUCUCUCUAUCCUGGGUUUACCUCACAGACCCAGACCAUUUUCACCAGGAAAGCAGGCUUCUUCUGCACCCCUCUUCAUGCUGGACCUGUAUAAUGCCAUGACAAAUGAAGAGGAUUCUGAGGAGCUGGAGUAUUCACUAAAGGGAUCAAUGGCAGGGGAGAGCAGAGGGAUACGAAAAGGAUACCCUGCCUCUCCAAAUGGAUAUUCGCGGAGAAUACAAUUGUCUCGCAUGACCCCCCUGACCACACAGAAUCCUCCCUUAGCCAGCGUGCACGACACCAACUUUCUGAAUGAUGCUGACAUGGUCAUGAGCUUUGUCAAUUUAGUUGAAAGGGACAAGGAUUUCUCCCACCACCGAAGGCACUACAAAGAAUUUCGCUUUGACCUUACUCAGAUCCCUCACGGAGAGGCAGUGACGGCAGCCGAAUUCCGGAUAUACAAAGAUCGGAGCAACAGCCGCUUUGAGAAUGAAACCAUUCAGAUUAGCAUAUAUCAGAUCAUCAAGGAGUAUCCCAACAGGGAUGCAGACUUGUUCCUGUUAGACACAAGAAAGGCUCAAGCUUCUGACGUGGGCUGGUUUGUCUUUGACAUUACUGCAACCAGCAAUCACUGGGUCAUUAAUCCACAGAACAACCUGGGCUUGCAACUCUGUGCUGAAACUGGGGACGGUCGAAGUAUCAAUGUUAAAUCUGCUGGCCUGGUUGGAAGACAUGGGCCUCAGUCAAAGCAACCAUUCAUGGUUGCAUUCUUCAAGGCAAGUGAAGUGCUUUUCCGUUCUGUCCGAGCAGCCAACAAUAAAAGGAAAAACCAGAGCCGCAACAAAUCCAGUAGUCAACAGGAGUCCUCUAGGAUGCCAAGCAUUGGGGAUUAUAACACAAGCGAGCAAAAGCAAGCAUGUAAGAAACAUGAACUUUAUGUGAGUUUCCGAGACUUAGGAUGGCAGGAUUGGAUUAUUGCACCGGAGGGCUAUGCUGCGUUUUACUGUGAUGGAGAGUGUUCUUUCCCCCUCAAUGCCCACAUGAAUGCAACAAACCAUGCCAUUGUUCAGACUCUGGUUCACUUGAUGUUCCCUGAUCACGUACCAAAGCCAUGCUGUGCACCAACAAAACUGAACGCAAUCUCCGUGCUCUACUUUGAUGACAGUUCCAAUGUUAUUUUAAAAAAAUACAGGAAUAUGGUGGUGCGUUCAUGUGGCUGCCACUAAAAUAAAAAAAUAAUCUAAAGCAGAGGGUUUUAUUCAAAAUUGUAAUAAAGUCAAGAUAUGAGCCUUGCUGAUGAAAAGGCAGGCCUAAAUUUA
Molecule: messenger RNA, 2167 nt
Organism: Corvus hawaiiensis (hawaiian crow)
Lineage: Eukaryota; Metazoa; Chordata; Aves; Passeriformes; Corvidae
Gene: BMP5
Product: bone morphogenetic protein 5
Exons: 7
Coding region: 713-2074 (453 amino acids)
Biological process (GO): SMAD protein signal transduction
Cellular component (GO): extracellular region
Molecular function (GO): growth factor activity; cytokine activity
Source: RefSeq, a predicted model, not a curated record